AUGCUGGUUGCCGAGGCUGCCCCUGCUGUGGCUGGUGGUGGUGGAGCUGUCGAGGUGGUGACCGGCUCGAGCAUGCUGCGGCAGCGCAAGUCGGGCGAGGAGGCUGGCGCGAGCACGACGGCAGAGGGUGCGCGCGAGGUAGUGGCCAACACUGGAGUGGAUGAGACCGAGUGGCCUGAGGGCGUGCAGCUCGGGAUCACCCGCAAGAAGGAAGUGUUUGUGGUGCCGGACACGCGCGACUCGCUCGAGCGCGCGCUCGACUUUGGCUCGUGGUCGGCGUCCGAGUACCUUCGGCUCGCGCUGGUGGUCGGCGUCAUCAUCAACGCCAUUGUGGCGCCGGGCUGGAUGGUCAUCGGCGCGUACGUGUUCUGGCGGCUCGGGUACGACCUAUUCCUGGGCAUUCUCCUCCGCAACCAGUCGCAGCGGCGGACGCUUACCCGCGGGUGGCGCGAUCUGCGGGCCAAGGUCGAGGCCGGGAGCGCGACCAAGGUUGAGGCCAUGUUCUACAAGUACGCCCGCUACUGGGUGGUUGGCACCAUGUCCGGCUCGGCACGGUACAAGGAGGCCGGGCAGCCGUUUGACUUUGACUCUGUCCCCAUCGAGUGCCAGUCAUGGCUCGUCUACCGCGAGCUGGCAGACAUUGUUCUCAACCUUGACGCGGCGGCACACCUUGUGUUCUGCUUCCGGUACUUUGAGGCGCCGGUGUCGGUCGGCUUUUGGGCAGUGAUUCGUUACGUCCUCGGCCUCGCGCUCAUCGUGUUCUCGUUCUGGGCCAAGAAGGACGCGUUGCGUGUGGUCAAGGACUUUGCGUGGUUCUGGGGUGACUUUUGGUUCCUCCUCUACUUUCCACCCAAGCCCAAGGGCUCGGGCUCGAGCUCGGGCUCGGAGACCGGGAGCGAGGCCGGUGGCGACGACUCGUUCGAGCUUGUCUUUGACGGCGUCUUUGAGAUGUUCCCGCAUCCGAUGUACACGGUUGGGUACGGGUUCUACUAUGGGCUUGCGCUCAUGUCGCACUCGUACACGGUGCUGUACGUCUCGCUGCUCGGGCACAUUGCGCAGCUUGUGUUCCUGGCGCUCGUCGAGACGCCGCACAUCGACAAGACGUACGGGACCGGGCCGGAGGCGCCGGUGCGCAACCCGGCGGGCCUCGAGGCGUACUUUGCGCAGGACCUCAUUGUGCUGGCGAACCUCAACCCGAUGCGGGCGCUCGAUGUGGCGACGGUCCUGCUUGUGGGGUACACGCUCUCGCUCUCGCUCUUUGGCUUCUCGUCGGCGUUCUACCUCUGCCUCGCGCUGUUUUGGCGGCUGGUGCACGUGACGCUUACCGGCGGCAUCCUUUCUGCCCAGUCGGCGAGCGACUGGUGGAUCCGGCAGUCUGCGGCGCGCGGGCUUGACCGUGUGCAGGCUUUCAACAACUGGAAGCACAUCUACAACCUGACGCUUGUUCUCGCGCACGCCUCGUUCCUUGUGGCCGCACUCUGCGUCAAGUGGUCGGCACCGACGUUUACUUUUGGCCCGCUCCUGUUCCGCAUCCCGACGGCAGCCAUCCUCCUCGCAAUCAACCUCUGGUCAGCGCGGUCGUCGCUCGACGUGCUCGGCGAGUACGGCUGGUUCUACGCCGACUUUUUCCUCCCGCUCCCGUCGCGCGAGCCCGAGUACACCGGCAUUUAUCGGUUCCUCAACAACCCGGAUUCGGUGACCGGCUACCUUGGGUACUACGGGCUCGCGGUGCUGGCCAACGAGCCAGCCGUCGUCUUCCUCGCCAUGUUCUCGCAGAUCAGCCACUGGAUGUUUGUCAUCCUCGUCGAAAAGCCGCACAUGCACAAGGUGUACGGUGAGGCCGAGCGCUCGGUCGGCGGCAUCGAGAAGCACCUCAAGGCCACUCUCCAGCGCGAGCCCAUUCGCAAGCUCAUCGCCCAUCCGUUUGCCCGCAAGAUCUCCGAGUCGGCCCGCCAGCUCUCCGAGUCGGCCCGCGACAUGACUGCCUCGGCCAAGACCUCGCUCGGCGAGUUCUCGGCCUCGGCCCGUGUCGUUACCUCGCUGGCUAAGGAUCUCUUUGACAAGACCACCGACAACGCCAAGAAGAUGACCUCGCACAUCAUUCCCGAGCCGCUUCCAGACUCGGAUGAUGACGAGCCUCCUGUUGGCGGCGCAUCGUAA
Molecule: messenger RNA, 2160 nt
Organism: Thecamonas trahens ATCC 50062
Lineage: Eukaryota; Apusomonadida; Apusomonadidae
Product: phosphatidylethanolamine methyltransferase
Exons: 2
Coding region: 1-2160 (719 amino acids)
Biological process (GO): phosphatidylcholine biosynthetic process
Molecular function (GO): phosphatidylethanolamine N-methyltransferase activity
Source: RefSeq, a predicted model, not a curated record